Aspergillus brunneoviolaceus CBS 621.78 is the source of this 2778-nucleotide messenger RNA. RefSeq names its product putative general stress response phosphoprotein phosphatase Psr1/2 (gene psrA). NCBI's taxonomy places the organism in Eukaryota, Fungi, Ascomycota, Eurotiomycetes, Eurotiales, Aspergillaceae. The transcript is spliced from 11 exons. Gene Ontology annotation, cellular component: plasma membrane. The record is from RefSeq and is a predicted model, not a curated record. Gene Ontology annotation, molecular function: phosphoprotein phosphatase activity; protein binding. Bases 1 to 2778 code for a protein of 925 amino acids.
AUGCUCGGAGGGAGCUCGGAGCGAGAUUCUUUACCAUCCAACUCCACCGCGGCCAGAGAACAAGCGUCCAUGUCCGUCGCAGCAGGUCACCCUGAGCCAAAUCCUGAGGCAGCGCCUCAGGAACAAUCCGCCAAUCCAAGUGCAUCAGCCCCGUCCACCGGUCCAGAAGCUAUCGACCCGGCUCAACCGUCUGUCGCGACUCCGGGCGUUGCUGCGGCUACCUCCACUGAUCCUCCGAAAAAGCAUCAUCUACUACUCCCGAUCUCGUCGCGUGCAUCCCUGAAGGCCGACCGGCAGUCGACUCUGGACAAGAGCCAGGAUACUGUCAACGAUGACUCCGAGAACACUCUCCGCGGAUCGAAAAGAAGCAUCCUGAAAGGGCGACGCGACCGGAGCAGAGGCAGCAGUAGGCGAUCACGUCGACAAAAUCAGGAAGGGGGAAGUAUAGAGGAGGAUAAAACAGCGACCGGCGAUCCGCGUGACACUCCCAAACCGGAAAGGAAAAGCAAGGUCACCUACAGGCUAUUCGCGUUUCUCAGUUGUUGUUCUUCAUCCAACGUCGACCCGGAGGACACAGCUAUUCCCGCAAAGAGAACAUCCCGACGGCUAUCAGUUCCCAACACGCAGCCAACUCCCGAGAAGACAGAGGCUAAUGCUGGAGACUCGAGCACGGCGGAAUCUAAGGAACCAUGCUACUAUCGCGACGAGAAAUCCAACAUGACUGUCACUGCGGAUCAGUCCGGAUCGCAAAAAAGUGAGGAACGCACUGGUAAACCUUUAGAUCAGGGCUUGAAGCUCGAUGGCUUGGCAGCGCCGUCCGGUCAAGCUGCAGAGGAUCAGGGGCACACUCCGACCAAGGACGAUUCCGAAACUCAGGGUCCGAACAUCGUCGUUGCGACCGUUGAAGGGGGCGCCGUAUUCCCGAAUGGGGUCGAGAAGACCGAGGACGAUGCCGUGCCACAGGACAAGGAGAAGUCACGAUUGCAGACGGAGCAGGCCCAGACCCAGGAACUUCCUCCGGCGGACGAUGAGCUACACCAAUUCCCCGCGGAGAACGACACAACAAACGACCUCAAGUACGCCUCCCACGAUGAAGAGGCCUCAACGCUAGCCCCCGAGUUACCGCCCCCGCCGAUGCCUCCGAGCGAGAAACACAUCGAGACGGUGGAUCCUGAUGAGCAUGGUCAAUUCCUUUUGCCUCCGCCUUUACCUCACCUGCGUGACAGAAAGUGUUUGGUUCUAGAUCUGGAUGAAACGCUAGUUCACAGUAGCUUCAAGGUUCUCGAACGGGCAGACUUCACCAUACCCGUUGAAAUCGAGGGCCAGUACCACAACAUAUACGUCAUCAAACGACCUGGCGUCGACCAAUUCAUGAAAAGGGUCGGGGAGUUGUAUGAGGUCGUCGUUUUUACCGCCUCCGUCUCCAAAUAUGGCGAUCCCCUGCUGGAUCAGUUGGACAUCCACAACGUUGUGCACCACCGCCUGUUCAGGGACAGCUGCUACAACCACCAAGGCAACUAUGUGAAGGACCUGUCACAAGUUGGUCGCGACCUACGAGACACCAUCAUUAUCGACAACUCCCCGACAUCCUAUAUAUUCCACCCUCAACAUGCGAUACCCAUCAGCAGCUGGUUCUCUGACGCCCACGAUAACGAGCUCCUAGAUCUAAUUCCCGUCCUCGAAGACCUUGCCGGGGCACAAGUGAAAGACACUCACACCACUUUUCUAGAAGAAGAAAAAAGGAUCAUUCACGCGCUCACCUUCCCCAGACACACAACACACAUCCAUACCUCUCCAAACACAAUAAUGAAAGACCGCCACGGCUGGGACGGGAAACUCCGCCAGCCCCCCAAAGAAGCCAUCAUCACCAACCCCGAAGCUCUCGAAGACCCCGAUUACUCCGACUCGGAUGCGCCGCCCGUGGAGGAGAUCCAGGCUGAUGAAGAUUUAUUGGAAGAUGAGGAUUUGGAUACCGAGAGAAUAUGCCUCCGGCAGAACCAGAUCUCGCGCAUCGACUUCCCGACCCCCGUCGCCAAGUCGCUGACCGAACUCGACCUCUACGACAACCUGAUCUCCCACAUCAAAGGGCUGGACGAGUUCGAGAACCUGACGAGUCUGGACCUGAGCUUCAACAAGAUCAAGCACAUCAAGAACGUCGCGCACCUGGUCAAGCUGACGGAUCUGUACUUCGUGCAGAACAAGAUCUCCAAGAUCGAGGCGCUGGAGGGGUUGACGGUCCUGCGGAAUUUGGAGCUGGGGGCGAAUCGGAUCCGGGAGAUUGAGAAUCUGGAGACGCUACAAGCAUUGGAGGAACUGUGGUUGGGAAAGAAUAAGAUUACGGAGUUGAAGAACCUCGACGCCCUGCAAAACCUCCGGAUCCUCUCCAUCCAGUCGAACCGCCUCACCCGCAUCAGCGGGCUGUCCGCGCUCCAGAACCUCGAGGAGCUCUACCUCUCGCACAAUGCGAUCACGGAGCUCGGCGGGCUCGAGGACAACCGGGCGCUGCGGGUGCUGGACUUCUCCAACAACCAGGUCUCCAAGCUGGAGCACCUGGCGCACCUGACGAACCUGGAGGAGCUGUGGGCGUCGAACAACCAGCUGGCCAGCUUCGACGAGGUGGAGCGCGAGCUGCGCGACAAGGAGCAGCUGAAGACGGUGUACUUCGAGGGGAACCCGCUGCAGAUGCGGGCGCCGGCCCUGUAUCGCAACAAGGUGCGGUUGGCGAUCCCGCACAUCAUGCAGGUAGACGCAAGUAAGUUCGGUUUCCUUUUGCUGUGA